Morus notabilis is the source of this 1142-nucleotide messenger RNA. RefSeq names its product proteasome subunit beta type-5. Gene Ontology annotation, cellular component: proteasome core complex. The coding region runs from base 122 to 940 and encodes 272 amino acids. The transcript is spliced from 8 exons. Gene Ontology annotation, molecular function: threonine-type endopeptidase activity. NCBI's taxonomy places the organism in Eukaryota, Viridiplantae, Streptophyta, Magnoliopsida, Rosales, Moraceae. The record is from RefSeq and is a predicted model, not a curated record.
GCCCUUUAGCUUCGGCAACUUCACAAAAGGCAUUCUCGCCAUUGAAAUUCGCUGCUCGAUCUCUCUCUUUGUUCGUCGUAGUCAUCGUUUUCUUCCUCAUACAUCGCCAAGGAUUUUAAAUAUGAAGCUCGACACUAGUGGUUUGGAGUCAACUGCAUCGCUUUUUGGGGCGAGCAAUGAGUUUCAUGAUGGGUUAUCUACUGCCCCAUCGUUUGAUCUUCCUAGUAAUGUUGAUCUUGACGGGUUUCUGAAAGAGGCGGUCCAGAUGGUGAAGCCGGCGAAGGGAACGACCACACUCGCUUUCAUUUUCAAGGAGGGUGUCAUGGUUGCUGCUGAUUCUCGUGCUAGCAUGGGAGGCUAUAUAUCAUCGCAGUCUGUAAAGAAAAUCAUUGAAAUAAAUCCUUACAUGCUUGGCACAAUGGCCGGAGGAGCAGCUGACUGCCAAUUCUGGCACAGAAAUCUUGGGAUUAAGUGCCGCCUGCAUGAAUUAGCAAACAAGCGCAGAAUUUCAGUUACAGGGGCAUCAAAGCUGUUGGCCAACAUUCUGUACUCGUACCGUGGCAUGGGUCUGUCUGUUGGGACCAUGAUUGCGGGAUGGGAUGAGACGGGUCCUGGACUAUAUUACGUGGACAGUGAAGGAGGAAGGCUAAAAGGGACACGAUUUUCAGUUGGAUCUGGUUCCCCUUAUGCUUAUGGUGUAUUGGAUGAUGGAUAUCGUUAUGAUAUGUCAGUUCAUGAAGCAGCUGAGUUGGCUAGAAGGGCUAUUUAUCAUGCUACAUUCCGUGAUGGAGCUAGUGGUGGAGUUGCUAGCGUUUAUUAUGUGGGGCCAGACGGUUGGAAGAAACUAUCUGGUGAUGAUGUCGGAGAACUUCACUACAAAUACUAUCCAGUAACUGCAGGGACAGUAGAACAAGAAAUGGCUGAAGUAUCUGGGGCAUAGAGUUGUUCACCAUUUGGACCAGGUUUGAGUUGCUUCUGAUGCAAGAGACGGCAUCCAAAACAUGUCAAAGAAGCCACAAUUUUCUUUACUUGUGUUAUGCUCCGUGGAAUAUUUCAUCUACAGGACUAAGAUUAUCCAAGUUGUUUUGUAAAAGCGCUACCAUAUUAUGAUAUUUUCAUAUACAAUCGAUUGUUUAGUAGCU